AUGAAGCCCAAGAAGCAACAGUCGGCGGACAGGAAGCAGCAGCAGCAGCAGUCCCAGAGUGGUGCCGUAUCGGCGCCCGGUACGCCAGCGGCAACGACUGCCGCUGGAGACACGGGAACAACGGUAACGGCGCCGGGAAGCGUGGUGGCCACCGCGACGCCCUCCUCGCCGCCGGUGCCUGCAGCACCGUCCACCGCCAAGAAACCGGUGAAACGUCUUCAAUCAAAAGCCAAAGAAGCGUCUACUUCCUCGACGGAACCGACGGCCGGCGCCGCGGUGGCCGGUGCCAAAUCGUCAGAGAAACUUCCAACCAAUCAACCGGCGGCCGGAGCGGUAACGGGAGGUUCCAGCACGCAAUCGAAUAAAUCGAAAUCGAGCGGUGGUUCCGUGGCGAUUGUGGCGAAAACGUUUCAUCCUCCAAUGGGCGAUCCAGCGCAGCAACCGCUGGUUGGCGAUGGAUCGGAAGUGGUGACACCAUCGAAAUCUGCGUCUACCACCGCGACCGGUGGUGGAAAGAAGGCUUCGAAGAGCGCGAAAGCUGUCGAUCCGUCCGCCAACUCAUCAACACCUGGUGAGUCGAAGAAGAAGACAACCCCGGCGAAGACGGCAGCGAAGAAAGUGGCCACCGCGACGGACAGUGCCAACAAACAGCGGAAACAGUCCGCAGCCAGUCAGUCAGCGGCGACAGCGGCAGCUUCAACGGCGGCGAGUUCUGCGGCCAAAACGGGUAGCCCUCCGGAACUGGCGUCACCGGCUGCUGAACGGUUGCGCGAGAAGGAGAAGAAGAUCCAGAAGGAGCUGAAGAACCUCGGCGUGUCGGACAAGACGCUGCACCAGAUUGACGCCGCGUUCCUGCUGGCGGACGAGUCUGUCAAUCCGUCGAUCAGCGAAAUGGUGAAGACGAAAUCGCGCACCACGGUAGCCCACGCAAAGUACGGGCCGGACUCGCACUCGAGCUCGGGGACAAUGGGCGUCUCGGGCAGGAAACCAUCGUUGACCACGGAAGACGCGCCGACCGUCGUAGCGCCGCCCGGGGACGGUGACGAAAAGUCCCACAAGGAAGCCAGUGCUUCCGGUGGAAAGGCGAAAAAGUCCGUCACGAUCAAGCUGGACGAAGAGAAGCCCCCGCCGGCGAAGGGUAAGGCUCCGAAGGGUGGUGGCCGCAAGGGGGAAGAAAAACCCUCUCCCGCGCCACAGCCAACCGCGGAAGGGGCAGGCAAGGGUAAGGCGGCGGCGACCCCGAGAAGCUCAAAGUCCCAAAAGAAGACUCCGGAGACGAAGCAGUCGCAGCAGCAGCAGAAAAAGGGGGCUGCCAGCGAGAAGGGGGUUGCGGAACAGCGCAAGUCUGCCUCGGGGGACUCGGGGGUCGCCAAGCAGGUCAGCUUCGAGCCGGGACGGGGUAGCUCGGUGGAGCACGAGGAUCAUGAGGAGAAGAACGCCGAGGUCCAGAUUCAGAUCGAUAGCAUCGUGAAAGCGCUCGAGCGGGAAGAUAGCGACACCGGUGGCGCUGGUGGGGCCAGGAAGGACGCUGGCGAGCAAGCCGAUAAGAGGAACGAUUCCGCUUCCGGCGCUGCUCAGGGGAAAGGUGCGGAAGUGAAGGUGUCGACACCGGCAGCUGGAGGCGCCAAGAAACAAGCCGAACCGAAGCCGGCUCGUAAGCCGGCCCUCAAGAAGGACACCGGAUCGUCGAAAGCGGCCGGCGAAAAGAAGAAGGGUGGCGGUGAGAAGAAGGAGGUUACGUUUAAGGAGCAACCGCCGACCUCGCCGGCCAAGCGGAAGUACGUGAAGAAACCGAAACCGGCCGGCGAGAAGAAACUUCCUGCGGCGAAGGCGGCGAAACCGAAACCGGCAGCGACCGGUGGCAAAUCGAAGGCUUCCGGUGGCGGUGGAGCAGGCAAGGCGGCAACGGCGGCCGCCAAGGCGAAGACGGAAUCGAAGGGAACAGCUAAGCCAUCAACCGUGGCCGAGCCCACGGUGCAAAACGAAACCAGCCCUAAGCCGGCGGACGGGAAUGAAGCGAUACCAGUGGAGGAGCCCGCACGAAGCGAGCCUUCGGAAGUGGCCACUACCACGCCCGUGAAAAUCUCAACGGAAUCUCAAAAAUCUCAGGAGCCUCAAGCGGAGGACGGUGUUGGUGGAACAUCGUUGGCACCGACCAUAGUACAGUCCGCCCAACGGGACCGAUCCUCGACGGAGAACGACGACGAUUUGCCACUGAAACAGCUUCAGGCGAAGACGCAGUCCAUCGGACCGACCAAGCAACCGGAGACGCACCCCGCCACGGUGGAACCGGAGGCAGCUCCGAGUAAACCGAACGGAACUUCCGUUGCCACCGUUGCUGGUGCUGCUGCUGCUGCUGGUCCCAUCCUAGCCGGACUGCUGAAAGCGGGCGGUUCCGGUGCUAAAACGGCCAAACGUCCGUACGUCCGGAAGAACCCGAACCCGCCCGGUAAGGGAGCGAAACCCGUGCCCGGUGGGUGUGGACCGCAGGGCGCGAAGGCGGACCAGCGGAAGGCACCGGAGAAGAAGGACGUGUACGACUUUGACGACUCCGAGAGCGAAAUCGAGGCCCCGGUCAAGGCGGGAAAGCCGAGUUUCAAGCGCAAAUCGUCCGUCGACCUGUGCCAAUCGUCGCGCGAGGAUAUCUCCCAGCUGGCGGACGAUCCGGCCAAGCCCAAGGAGCCACCGAGGGUAGAGGAUGCCGCAGCGGCCAAGCCCCAGGAGGGGGAAGCUAGUGCCGAUGAGCAGCAAAUGGCGGACGAAAAGGCAUCGAAGCAGCCGACGGCGAAAAAGCAGAAGAAACGGCCCGAAACGCUUUCGUCGUCUUCGGUGGUCCCGAAGCCGAAAAAGGAGCUCCGCAGUGGUUCAUCCUGCUCGUCCUCCGGCUCGGAAGCGGAAGAUGGCCGCCCUCUGGACAACCUGGCGGUGCCGGAAGCGAAGGUGAAGAAAAAAGCGCCACCGAGAAGGGUGAAACAGGAGUCGCGGGAAUCCCGUUCGUCCGACAACGAUGACGAAGAAGGCGAACCGGUUGGCGAGGGGGAAGAUGAGGAUGGUGAGGAGCAGGAGGAGGAGGAGGACGACGAGGAGGACGAGGACGACUCGGACGGGUGUUCGUCCGGCGACACCGUGCGGACCCGGAUCGCCAAGAAGCGCCAGUCGGCCAAGAAGCGCAACCUGAAGCUGUACGGAUUCUGGUCCGGACCGAAGCGGCACCGGGUAGCGUCGCUGAAUGCGAUUGCCAAGGUACACUGCCUGUACGAGAACGAGCGGCCCGCGUUCGACGCCAGCCUGAUGGUUCGCCAGUCGAGCGGAUCGCGGGUCAUCCGCACGAUCACCAAGGACGGAGAGCGCAUCAAGAAGGAGCGCAUCUGCGACGACGAGAGCGCCGAAGGGGGCGAUGGUGACGGAGGCCGCCUGUCCGGUGGGGACGGGGCCAGCGAAGACCAGGACGUCGGCAAGGGUGGCACCGUGCCGUCCGAUCGGAAGGGGGCCGGUGUGAAGCAGGAGCGAAAGUCGGAGCCGUCGGCCACCAACGAGCGGGCGGCCGAACCGAAGGGGGCGAAGGUGAGCGUGAAGGUGGAGCCGGCCAAGAAGGAACCGGUGAGCGACCCGGAAAGCGACUCGUCCGAAGAGGAACCGGUUGUGACGAGAACGUUACGCUGCGUCCCGGGAUUGCGCGGAGCCGGGAAACACUGGGACCCGGACGGGUCCAGCAUGGAGUCGGACAUCGAACAACUACCAGACAGUGACGAAACGUACGCACAGGGCAAGGACACGGACCCGACGCGCAAGCGGAAGUUAAGGAAGAAGGCCGCAGCCCGCAAGAGCAAGGCGAAGCAGGCGGCGCUGGCCAAACAGGAGAAGGAUAAAGACAAGGCGGCCGGCAAUGAAAAGCCGGAAAAGGCGCCCCCGAAGCCGCCGGUAAAGAAGAUCAAGAAGGAGCUGAAGGCCCUCCUAACGGACAACGAACGGCAGGACGACGGGGCUGCCAGUUCCGAGUCGUCGACGGGCUCGGAGAAGGCGGCCGCCACGGCGGCGGCCAAAUCGAAAGAUGAUGGCGCGAAGAAGCGCAAACGGGAGCCAAAGGUGGAGCGGGCCGCGAACGAAGGGCCCCCCGACUACACGGAGUACAUCGGCAAGAAGCGGAUGGCGAGCCUCAAUGCGACCGCCAUGCUGGCGGCCACCUACGAAGUGCAGCGAACCCUCUACCGCAACACCGACUCGAGCGACUCCGAGUGUUCGGCCGCAGAGAAGGCGCCCAAGUCGAAGAAGGCCAAGGAACAGAAGGAUCAAAAGGAUGCGGCGAAGGCAGCGGCAUUGGCAACGGCCGCCGCCGCUGCCGCCGCUUCCGCUGCCGCAGCGGCUGACGCUAGAGAAAAGAAGGAAGCGGCCGCAAAGGAACCACCACCGCCGUCGAACGUGGAGGAAGCCAAGGCAGUGGCAGCUGUGCCCUCGGUGGCACCGCCGCCGUCCCCACCGGACUACAAACAGGUGGACCUAUCGCUGGGCGGUUGCUGCGAUCCGUCGGUAUUGGCGUCGUCGUCGAUGCAGCCCUCAACGUCGUCGUCGUCGUCCGCCGCAGCGCAGUACCAACAGCAGCAGCAGCAGGAAGUGCUGGCCAAGAAGAAGAAAGUAGUCAUCAAGACGGAGCCGAUGCGCGAUCGCAAGGACGAUCCGAUGGAGGUGAAGCGUGAAAUCGAGGAGCCGCGCCCGGUGUCGAGCAAUUUGGUUAUCGCGCAGGACACGGAAGUCACGAUUACCGGCGUGUACGUUAAUUCCACGCUCGGCACCAACCAGGAAGCGUACUGCAAGAUGCAGUACCGCGUGCAGCAGAGUGUCACCGAGGAGCGGCUGGUGCGUCCGGGCGAUGGGGCCCCGCCCAAGUCCUACACUCCACUGUCGGCCCUCUCCAGUAUGCGCCCACCGAACGAUCAAAGUCUAUCAACGCCGCCGCUGUUCGUGCCGCCGGCUCAGUGCGACUCCCCGUUGCUCGGCCCACCGCGCCCUUCCUUCUACCCACCGCCAACGUCAUCCUCCGGAAGCUCGAGCGCCUUCUGUGCUCCGUUGCCGCACGAUAGUCCAGCGUCGCCGAACGCGCCGCCGCCACCACCGCCAAAUGUGUCCCCGUGUGUGCCAACCCGGUGCGGAUACCAACCCGGUGCGAAGCGGAUCUACAGCGCCACCUGGCACCAACCACUGUCGUCGUCGUCGGAGCUGCAGUGA
Molecule: messenger RNA, 5223 nt
Organism: Anopheles cruzii
Lineage: Eukaryota; Metazoa; Arthropoda; Insecta; Diptera; Culicidae
Product: treacle protein-like
Exons: 6
Coding region: 1-5223 (1740 amino acids)
Source: RefSeq, a predicted model, not a curated record